Messenger RNA from Alternaria arbusti, 3153 nucleotides. RefSeq lists its product as uncharacterized. The coding region runs from base 1 to 3153 and encodes 1050 amino acids. Gene Ontology annotation, cellular component: cell tip; microtubule cytoskeleton. Gene Ontology annotation, molecular function: protein binding. Gene Ontology annotation, biological process: establishment or maintenance of actin cytoskeleton polarity. NCBI's taxonomy places the organism in Eukaryota, Fungi, Ascomycota, Dothideomycetes, Pleosporales, Pleosporaceae. The transcript has 5 exons. The record is from RefSeq and is a predicted model, not a curated record.
AUGACGCGACCGCAUAUCAUCAGAGCAGACACCAUCGACCUGCAGGACAAAUCAUCGCCCACCGCCCAGGACCACUCCCAGCAGCCCCAACACCCUGCGCCGCUUGGUAUUGGCCCAGCAGCGCCUCACCAGCAGGCUGCGAUACGGCAUGUAGAGCAGGAGCGCACCUCAGAGGAGGCGCGUCUGCACGAUGCAUGGAGCGAUGCUGGCAACACGCUACGAGACGAUCCCGGCUCAGACGACGACCGCACUGUCAUCAAUGGAAACAAGGGCUCACAGCAAGACGAGCAGGCUGUCAGGCUGAAUGGUGGAACGUCCAACGACGGUGAUGACGGCGACAUGCAGGACGCCGACGUCGAGGAGGACAUGGACGACGACAUGAUGGACAAGAUUUCGAGUUCGCCCUCGAUAGACGAUGUCUUCGCCGUUCCUCUCAACGGUCGCUUCUUCCUCCCCGUUUACGAACACGCCCAUUCAUUUUCCUAUUUCUGUCGCCAACGCUCGAAGACCACUCAGCGUCCCAGCGUCCGACACUUCUCCUAUGUCAAGGGGUCGACCUACAUCGAUUCCCAUUCCUUUUCGAUUCCCUAUACCCACGGAAAAUCAGUCAGCGGAGCAUCAUCGUGGGCCACCAACGCACCGGACGACAGCAACGCCAUGCGGAUUGAGGUUGGUAUGAGCCCGAGGACGAGACAACUCAAGGCCGUCGAACGCCGUAUUGAGAUGAGAGAAGACUCACAGGCAUCACUAAUCUCCGAACUGGACGAGGACCAGGUCAUAAGCAUGUUGAAACCGAUCAACCGCGCACUUCUGGACACGCCGGACGAUCCGUUCCUAGAACCCGGCCCAGGUCCACCUCAAGGGACGGGCAGCACCCUUUCCCCCGAAGCUGGUCACUCCGAAGAUGAGGAGGGCUCUUGGACCACCGACAGCGAUGCCGACUCUUGGAAUGAGGACAUGGACCAAGACAACGAUGAUGCAUCCAACGAUGUCUCUUUCUCUAAUGAUUCCAGAUUUAUCGAUUCAGGAUGGGGAGGCGAAUGCUUACGAGAAACAGAGGAUAUCGACUUCGAAUUCGUUUACGCUCUGCACACCUUUGUCGCGACCGUGGAGGGUCAGGCAAAUGCAACGAAAGGUGACACGAUGGUGUUACUUGACGACAGUAACAGCUACUGGUGGCUAGUACGAGUAGUCAAGGACAACAGCAUCGGGUACCUGCCCGCCGAACACAUCGAGACACCGACAGAACGUCUGGCCCGCCUCAACAAGCACAGAAAUAUAGACCUCUCCGCAACGAUGCUUGGUGAUACUGCCGAGAAAUCCAAGAACCCGCUCAAGAAGGCUAUGCGGCGAAGGAAUGCUAAGACCGUACAAUUCGCUCCCCCUACCUACGUCGAAGCCUCGGACUACGACUACUCAUCUGACGAGGGCGAAGGCGAGCUUUUCGGUGGCCCAGAGCCAAAGCAAAUGCAACAGCAGCAGGCAGCAACACAAGAUGGCGAUUCCGCACAGGAAGAAAACCUCGAAGUGCAACCUCUCAAGGUCAAUGGCGCGAAGAAGGAUGGCCAGACUGAUGGUGAAGCACGAGGCUCAAGCGAGGAAUCUGCGAAACGAAGCGAAGACCGUGAGAGAGGUAGCGAAGAUGCGGUCGAUCGACCUCUGGACCCGAAAGUCUCUCGGAAUGGCACGCUCCGCAACACAGACUCUUUCUUCAAAGACGAAAACACCGAGACACGCAAAAUCACCCUCACUCCCAACCUGCUUCGCGACGACUCCAGUACAUCGACUACAGGCUCCCGCGAGCGCGGCCCCAGCCUUGAAAGUUUGGAGAAGAAUGGGUUCGCAGACAAGGUCAAGGACGACAAGAAGAAGAAAGAGAAGAAGUCUGGCAUGCUCAGUGGGCUGUUCAAGCGCAAGGAUCGUAAAGGCAAGGGCGCACAAGACUCUGUGGACAGCGACAUCGAGAAGCCGGAAGAGAUGGACCGCAGCUCGCCGCAAUCGAAACCAUCGGAUGAACUCGCAGAACGACCGUCAGCUGAACAGGCAACAGCUCCAGCACCGCUAAGACAAUUGAGCAAGCCCAAGGUGCAUCGAAGUCAACGUAACCGAGACGAUUCACCGCAAAAGACAAAGGGUAUCUUGAAGACCGAGAGUCCGACUGAGUUGAGCGCCGAGCCAGAUGCCAUGUCGGAUGGACCUGACAAUCAGUCCGCCGCGCAACAAUCUACGUCGACCAUGCGUUUAGUUCCGCCCGAACAGGAUCAGGCAGACAGGCCUUCUGUAGAAGAACAGACCAUGUCGCCAGACUCAACAUCCGCGCCUACAGGUUCAAGAAACCCAUUCAGUAGCAUGAUGAAGUCACCACAAGAAGGAGAGGUCAAGCGCGAGAAGGUUACCAAGGCGAAGCAGCGCGUGCAGUUGGAUGAUUUCGAUUCAGAUGAAAGCAGCGAUCCUUUCGCGGAUCCUGAUGCUCAGGAUAAGCCAGGCGAGGCUGAGAAGUCCGAGUCUGCUGGACGCCUUUCUGAGUCUCCAGUACACGUCUCUGCAGCGGACGCACAACCUUCACAGAAAGAGAGUGCUACCGACAGAGAAAGAGAGUCUGAAUCCCACCACACUCCAGGCCUGUCUACCGAUAGCUCAAGCCAAGAGACCAGCUCCCCCAUUUCGACGCCUACGCCUGACGACAGCCCUAUGAAAACCAUUCCAGAGAACAACACGAUUUCGACUUUCAGGUCUGACAACACUUCCUCACCCACGCAUCAUGCAUCUGAACCGGCCGGUCCUCCACCUUCACGACCAGCACCAAUCCCUACUAAGGAUCGCGAACCGUCGCCGCCCGUAUCAUCGGAAAGCACGAUGCUUCCUGCGUGGUCCGACGCCUCACUCCGCGCUUACCUCGAUGACGGCAGCGAGAUCCGUGAUAUGCUCGUCGUUAUCAACGACACUACGGGUGUUGUACCUGUUGGUCGCGAUCAUCCACUGAUGAAGGACUAUCUCUCCGAAGAGACAAAGACCAUGCAAGGCCUGAGUGGCGAACUAGAUCGUCUGCUCAACGGGCUUAUGGAGAAGCGCAUGAAACGAGCUGGAAGUGGUGCUAGCACCGCGCGCAGCACAAGCGCAAACGGGAGUUUGAGGGCGGGGUCGAGAUUCUAG